AAAAAUCCUCACUCAUAUAUAUAUACCACAUAUAUGGAUCUUUUCUCGCGAGACAGAUAUUUAUGAAAAACAACAGUACGUAGGCUUAGGUACGUGCGUACUGGAUAUCUAUAUAUAUACAUAGUUAGUUUCAAGAAGGCGACCGAAUUGAAUUGAACAAGCUAGCAAAAGAAAUGAAAGGGUUUAGUUGCAUUUUGGCAUUAUUUCUAGUGAUUAUUAUUAAAUCUGGAUCGUCGGUCGGUGGUGAUUUGCAAAUGGGAUUCUAUGGAAGCUCAUGCCCAAAAGCAGAAAAGAUUGUGCAAGAUUAUGUGAAUCAACAUAUCCCAAAUGCUCCAUCCCUUGCUGCCACUCUUAUCCGAAUGCAUUUUCAUGAUUGUUUUGUUCGGGGUUGUGAUGCAUCGAUCCUUUUGAAUUUUACUUCAAGCUCUGGAAAUCAAACAGAGAAAGUGGCAGUUCCAAACCAAACUGUAAGAGGGUUCGAUUUCAUUGAUAGAUUGAAGAGUUUACUUGAAGCAGAAUGCCCUGGCAUCGUGUCUUGUGCCGAUAUUAUUGCUCUUGCUGCUAGAGACUCCAUUGUUAAAACAGGAGGUCCCUCUUGGAAAGUGCCAACAGGUCGAAGAGAUGGGCUGUUAUCGAAUGCAUCCGAAGCAUUAGCCCAAAUCCCCGCUCCAUUCGACAACAUCACCAUUCUCAUACAAAAGUUUGCAAACAAAAGUCUCGACUCGAAGGAUCUUGUUUUACUUUCUGGUGCUCAUACUAUUGGUAUUGCACAUUGUCCAUCAGUCUCAAAUCGUCUAUACAAUUUCACGGGUGUGGGAGAUCGAGACCCUGCACUUGAUAGUGAAUAUGCCGACAAUCUUAGAUCAAGGAAAUGCAGGACCCAAAAUGACAAUACAACAAUACUUGAAAUGGAUCCUGGGAGCCGUAAUACUUUUGAUCUUAGCUACUACACACUAUUGCUAAAGCGUAGGGGCUUAUUUGAGUCUGAUUCAGCCUUGACAACAAACUCUAACACAUUAUCUUUGAUAAACCAACUCCUCCAAGGAUCACUUCAGAAUUUCUUAAGUGAGUUUGCUUUGUCGAUGGAGAAAAUGGGUCAAAUUGAGGUGAAAACCGGAACCACUGGUGAAAUUAGAAGGAAUUGUGCUGUCGUAAACAGCUAAGAGCCUAAGAGUGUAUGUUUGAGAGGUUGUAUGUUGUGGACCGGAUUAAAUAAAAUCAUUAACAAUGAUUUUUCUAGGAUAGUUGAUAUAUGAAAAAAUCAUUGUUAACGGUUUAUAAUUUAUUCGUUUUGUUCAUUUCAUCCUGUAUUUAAAUGUUUGUAAGUUGUUUUUAUGUGAGUAAAGAAUAAAUAAGGACGUGAUUCUAAA
Molecule: messenger RNA, 1370 nt
Organism: Erigeron canadensis
Lineage: Eukaryota; Viridiplantae; Streptophyta; Magnoliopsida; Asterales; Asteraceae
Product: peroxidase 3-like
Exons: 5
Coding region: 174-1163 (329 amino acids)
Biological process (GO): hydrogen peroxide catabolic process; response to oxidative stress
Cellular component (GO): plasmodesma; plant-type cell wall
Molecular function (GO): peroxidase activity; heme binding
Source: RefSeq, a predicted model, not a curated record